Molecule: messenger RNA, 1296 nt
Organism: Talpa occidentalis (Iberian mole)
Lineage: Eukaryota; Metazoa; Chordata; Mammalia; Eulipotyphla; Talpidae
Gene: MIF4GD
Product: MIF4G domain containing
Exons: 6
Coding region: 89-757 (222 amino acids)
Biological process (GO): regulation of translational initiation
Cellular component (GO): cytosol
Molecular function (GO): protein binding; translation activator activity; RNA binding
Source: RefSeq, a predicted model, not a curated record
CGGCGGCCUCCGGGCGCGCGGGUGCGGGGGGCCGGCAGGUGCUGUCACUAGUCCCGCCCCAGUAAAGAGCAGCUGUGGCUGAGUGGUCAUGGGGGAGCCGGGGCGAGAGGAGUAUAAGAUCCAGUCUUUUGAUGUGGAGACCCAGCAGCUGCUGAAGACAGCACUCAAAGAUCCUGGGGCCGUGGACCUGGAGAAAGUGGCCAACGUGAUCGUGGACCAUUCGCUACAGGACUGUGUGUUCAGCAAGGAAGCAGGACGCAUGUGCUAUGCCAUUAUCCAGGCGGAGAGCAAGCAAACAGGCCAAAGCGGCUUCCGCCGUGGACUCCUCAACCGGUUGCAGCAGGAGUAUCAGGCUCGGGAGCAGCUCCGAGCCCGCUCCCUGCAGGGCUGGGUCUGCUACGUCACCUUCAUCUGCAACAUCUUCGAUUACCUGAGGGUGAACAACAUGCCCAUGAUGGCCCUGGUGAACCCCGUCUAUGACUGCCUCUUCCGGCUGGCCCAGCCCGACAGCCUGAGCAAGGAGGAGGAGGUGGACUGCCUGGUGCUGCAGCUGCACCGGGUUGGGGAACAGCUGGAGAAGAUGAACGGGCAGCGCAUGGAUGAGCUCUUUGUCCUGAUCCGGGACGGCUUCCUGCUCCCCUCGGGCCUCAGUUCCCUGGCCCAGCUGCUGCUGCUGGAGAUCAUCGAGUUCCGGGCAGCCGGCUGGAAGACCACCCCCGCCGCCCACAAGUAUUACUACAGCGAGGUGUCUGACUAGGCUCCGGCGGGGCCUCCUCACCCACAGCACUAGCCUGUCUUCUGUCCCCCUCCACCCUGGCAGGGGGUUUGCCCCCGACACUCCCCAAGACUUCUUCCUUCCAGACUUCAGCAGCUUAUACUGAGGUUUUCCCACUUAUGUCCUGGGCCUGCGCGGAGCACCUUCCCUCAGCCAUGGGCCUCAACACCAGGCCGACCUGCUCUUCCGGCUCAGCUGUUCCUCCCCCCGCAGGCCCACGCCUUCACCUGGGCCAGAAAGAGAAGGUCCACACCUCACACCCACCUGCAACUGCUACCUUGGUGCCUCAGUUUCCCCAACUGUAAAACGGGCACAUAAAGCCACUGGCGGGCUGUUUGGGGUGUCAGGGGGCAGAGGCAGAGUACAAGUCCCACCAAAAUCUUUUAUACAUUUUGUACAAGAACCACCUUGGAAGCAAGCCUGUGAUCUCGUCAGUUUUAAUGAAUGGCAGCCACGUCAGUGCCACACCCGCUCGGGGUGAGAUUUUCUAAUAAACCAUUUGUUACUAAAACAACUUCCUU